Molecule: messenger RNA, 657 nt
Organism: Heterotrigona itama
Lineage: Eukaryota; Metazoa; Arthropoda; Insecta; Hymenoptera; Apidae
Source: the annotation of a GenBank genome assembly
AUGGAUCAAUGGCUCAAAACCCCCUGUUUGGCAGCGAACGCGCAUCACCGAGUACUCGGUGCAACUGCAAUUGAAAUUCUUCGGAUUUCCUCUCGCUGUGGGGAGCAAUUAGACCGUCUUAUCCUGCGCAAGCUCUCUCUCUCUCGUGCGCCGACGGAUUCUCAGUAAUUUACUGAAAUACGAACGCACCAACCGACGGACGAACGUUGCUGGGAUUUGUCACUAUUCUCCGCCAUUCUCUCUAUAUUCCGCGAUAUCCUCCCGUGCUAUCUUUCUAGCUAGGUUAACGCGGACCUUAAUGAUGUCCAUGUUUGGCCGAGUUGCCGCCGAGUUUGGCGUUCGACGAUCGACACUUUUAUUCAACGAGCGCGCGCAACAGCACAGGUCUAGCUAGGAUUAUUCAGGCUGUCCCCCUUCAAAAUGGCGGUGCCGAUCGAAUGGCCGCCGCUGAAUAAUCGUUGAAAUUCGAUGGUCAAUCGUCUCUUUCUCUCGUUUUUUUCAGGGCUGCUCUGCCAUCUGGACGACGCUUGCACGUCGAACCCUUGCCACGAGGGCGCGAUCUGCGACACCAGCCCCAUCAACGGCUCGUUCGCGUGCUCCUGCGCCACCGGGUACAAGGGCGUCGACUGCUCCAACGACAUCGACGAGUGCGAACAG